AGUAGCAGCCGGUGAGCACAGGAAAGAUCCACUUUUAUCAAUGAGCAUGAGCCGCUAAUGUCCAACCGGAAGAGGCUCUGCCUGCUUUUAUUUGCAGAAAUGGCAGCUCGUGACGGAUACAACUGUUAUCCCAUCACUAAAUAAUUUAUGUUUCUAAAAAAAACAGCCCGACUUUAGCUCCGAAAACAUGACAAGAUAAAGAGAAACGAUGCCGCUGUCGAGCCUGAGACAACAAGCUAGCGGAAGCUGCUGGAGUUAGCUUUGUUUAUGAAAGAAUGAAGCCGCAAGCGGAAAUAUGUUAUAAAAAAGGAACAAGAUGAAGACUGGGUGAAGCUCACCUGCAGACUCAGCAUGAAAGAGGAAGGCGGAGCUGAGAUGACAGGUGCAGGUCUGUUUGAGGACCAGGAUUUUCCCUGUGAGGACACUUCCCUGCUCUGUGACAGCUCCACGCCCAUCGCCAAGCUGCAGGGAGACAUCACAUGGCGUCGCCCGCAGGAGAUCUGUCAGUGUCCAGUCCUCUUUCCCACCAACAUCAACUUGGCUCAUGCAAAACAGGGUCUACUAGGAGACUGCUGGUUUCUCUGUGCAUGCACCUUCCUGCUCAAGAGACAACACCUUUUAAACAAGGUGCUACCUCCAGGCCAGCCGCUGUGGGGUGACACCACAUACAAGGGCUCCUUCAGGUUUUGCUUCUGGCAGCGGGGACAGUGGACAGAUGUGACCAUUGAUGACCGGCUGCCUUGCAUAAAUUCCACACUCUGCUUCUCCCGCUGCCAUGCCCCCGGUGCCUUUUGGGUAGCCUUGUUGGAAAAAGCCUAUGCCAAGCUGCGUGGUUCAUACGAGCUCCUGUGGGCGGGCCAGGUUUCUGAGGCUCUGGUGGAUUUGACUGGUACUGUGGCUGAGCAGUGGAGCCUGGGGAGAGCAGACGGUUCAGAUGAGGAACCACAAUCUCAUCAGGACAGUGAUCAAAUACGGAGAAAAAAGUUCAACCUGAGACUUCUGAAGUCCGUACAGGAUGACUGCAUUCUAACCUGCUCCACUCACAAAACAUCAGAAGGAGUCAGUGAGCCGGGCCAGUACCACGCUAUGACCGUGAUGGAGUGGCUGGAUGUGAAGAGGGAGUCAGGAAGAGCAGUGCAGCUUUUCAGAAUCAGAAACCCCUGGGGAAGAUGUUGCUGGGGAGGUGUGUGGACGCUGAGUGGUUCUGGUUGGAGUUCUGUCGACCCUGUUUGUGCUUCAGACCUUCAAGCCAGACUGUCUGAGGGGGAAUUCUGGUUGGACGAGGCUGAGUUUGUGUCCCAUUUUGAUGACAUCACAGUGGGAUACCCCAUCAAUAAAGACGGACACUUGAAGAGCAUUUAUACAGGAAAUAUUUUAACAUUUAAUCACCAGCACGUCGGCCGCUGGGUUGCAGGCGUUUCCGCUGGCGGCUGCCGCAACAGCAGCAGCUACAUCAACAAUCCAAAGUUUUGGCUUAAAGUGUGUCAAAGAGGAGAGAUCCUGGUGUCUUUGCUGCAGUAUCCAAAGAGGAAUAGCACUGAAAAAAAUGCAAGAACGCCACUCAGUGACGGCAAGAGUACAAAACACCACAACUACCAAGCGAUUGCUCUUCACAUGUGGAAGGUGGAAAAGAAGCAUUUUAAUCUGAGCCGGUUGUUGAACAAACCUCCCUGCGCUUCUACUCACUGCCACGCCUAUGACAGAGAGGCGGUCCUCCGCGACCUCCUAGAGCCUGGAUACUACCUUGUCAUUCCCAGCACCUACCAGCCAGGAGCGGAGGCCCACUUUCUUCUGCGGGUAUUCUCCUCCUCCUCCACAUCCUUCACUGCCCUGAAAGCCCCAGCACCCUCACUGCCUCUAUCUCCAGACAGCGAGUGGGAGACCACUUACUUCCAAGGCUCGUGGGUGAGUGGAAGUACGGCCGGAGGAAGCAGGAACUUCCUCUCUCACAGGCAGAACCCGUGCUUCCCUUUUACAGUGCACGCUGAGCCGACAGUAAAACCAGGAGUCAAUGUAAGGAUUUCACUUCAUCAGAGCCGGCCUGACACUGAUCUGCUCCCUAUUGGCUUCCACGUCUACAAGGUACCAGAAGGGGGAUGUGAGCAGAAAGUGAAGGAAGAGGAUCCUGUGGCCAGCUGCAUCCCUCACUGUUACACACAGGCCAUCAGUCUGGACUGCUGCCUUCCUCCUGGUUGUUACACCAUAGUGCCAUCCACUUAUGAACCCGAUUGUUCGGCAAACUUCACCCUCAGUUUGGCUCUCAGAGUACACAGGCAGGUGCUCAAAAGUCAAGAAAGACUCCGGAGAUCCAUUCAGGAGGUCUCUCACAUCUCUGUGAUGCAAAGCUAGCUGUGCCAAAGGGAUGCAGCUCCAGUGAGAUCAGAUCGCCUCCCUGCACCUCUUGGCCAACGAUGAAACAACCCGAACCCGUCAUCCAGCCUUGCCACAAAAGCCGUGACGUCAGUGUUUGUUCAUAUAUGUAUUAUGAGCGACCGAGAAGGCAGUCGGACACACUGCUGACACUCGGAGUUUCUGUGCAACAAGGCACUUGUCAGCGAUUCUGAAAAUCAGAGUUUGUUGGUGGGAUGGGCUGCUAAUGAAGUAUGACGGGACCGGCUGGUGUAAACAAACAGCCACUACUGAAGAAGGCCGCCUCUGCUCUUUCUCAUUCACUCAGUGCAGCGCCUGCCGGCACAGAACAAAGAGUCCUCUCAUGAAGGUCCUCACAGAAACACAGGGGGCAAGGGGUGAGGGGAUGGUCUGGAACAGCAGAGCCAACCCAGCCGCACCACGCCAUAGCAUGCCAUACCAUCCACCAGCUUUCUGCCCAUCCCUCAUGUGCUUUUAAAACCCAGAGUUCUGGUACCAUCCCACACCAAUGUCAAGCUGACCCAAAGACACAUAGUCUCCAGCUCCCCUCUUGCUCCCCAACUUCGCUUGGAGCCGAACAGAGCCGGUGUUUGAAGAUGCCGAAAGAACGGAUGACAGCGAAGGGAUGAAAAGGGAACGCGGCACAUCAGAGAGAGCUGGAUCAUCUGAUGCAGCCGCCAGUUCUUUCUGUAUUGAGGCUGAGCAUGUGCAGUGAUGUGUGCCUUAUGGUAGCCAUGUCUGAGUUUCAGGCCCAGAGCUCAAAUAAAAACAAUAACAAACCUAAUCAAUUGAUCAAAAUGCUACUAUGUUUUGUUUGUAUUUUGUUGUCAGUUUAUGAUGCAUGCAGUGCAAUAAAUAAAAUGCUAAAACACAA
Oryzias melastigma (Indian medaka) is the source of this 3244-nucleotide messenger RNA. It is a transcript of the gene capn10, whose product is annotated as calpain 10. Gene Ontology annotation, cellular component: cytoplasm. Gene Ontology annotation, molecular function: calcium-dependent cysteine-type endopeptidase activity. Bases 352 to 2349 code for a protein of 665 amino acids. Gene Ontology annotation, biological process: proteolysis. The record is from RefSeq and is a predicted model, not a curated record. The transcript is spliced from 13 exons. Lineage: Eukaryota; Metazoa; Chordata; Actinopteri; Beloniformes; Adrianichthyidae.